UUUCGUAUUGGGUUGUUGGGUCUCGUUGCACUUCUCUCCCUUUCUUUCUCCCUCUGCCGAUCCGAAGAUAAUCUCUCGUUCACAAUUCCCCCUCCUCCAAAUUCACCUCCAUUCUUUAGUCAUCGCUCUCAUUACUUCUUUGGUUUUAUCAUUUUUUCCUUCUCUUUCUCCCUUCUAUUUUUUUUAUCUCAAACCCUUUCUCACUCUUCCGUAUACGCGUCGACGCGCUGUCAUCGUACAAACGAACGUACACACAUAUCGAUCUUUGAUCGAGCGUUUCUCUCAGCCGUUUCAGAGGAAAGAAGCGUUUGCAACUUUUCCUCGGGAUUCUUUCUCGUUUUUCCUUCUCUCUCUCUUUUUCUCUCUCACGCUAGCCGCCGAAUCUUUCUUCCAUUGUAACGAGACAAACGUAACAAAGUUGUGUGACAUCAAGUUUUUGGCGUUUGAAGGAACGUGAGACACGUAUACACAAGCGGGCAGGAUGAACGACAUGGAGGCCUACGGGGAUGGAUACAUGGCACCCGAAGAGGAAUGGGAGAGGGAGGGUCUCUUGGAUCCUGCUUGGGAGAAGCAGCAAAAAAAGACAUUCACAGCUUGGUGCAACUCGCAUCUACGCAAAGCAGGCACUGCCAUCGAAUCGAUCGAAGACGAUUUCAGGAAUGGGUUGAAACUGAUGUUACUGCUUGAGGUUAUCUCAGGUGAGACUCUUCCAAGACCCGACAGAGGCAAAAUGAGGUUCCACAAGAUUGCCAACGUAAACAAGGCCCUCGAUUAUAUCGCUAGUAAGGGCGUUAAACUAGUUUCAAUUGGUGCGGAAGAAAUCGUUGACGGCAAUCUAAAGAUGACUUUGGGAAUGAUAUGGACCAUUAUCUUGAGAUUCGCAAUCCAGGAUAUCUCUGUAGAGGAGAUGACCGCGAAGGAAGGACUGUUACUUUGGUGCCAACGCAAAACGGCACCGUACAAGAAUGUCAACGUUCAAAACUUCCAUUUGUCCUUCAAGGAUGGUCUCGCGUUCUGCGCUCUUAUCCAUCGUCAUCGGCCCGAUUUGAUCGACUACAAUAAACUCAGCAAAGAUAACCCCCUGGAAAACUUGAACACUGCCUUCGAUGUCGCUGAAAAGUAUCUCGACAUUCCUCGCAUGUUAGAUCCCGAUGAUUUGAUCAACACUCCCAAGCCGGAUGAGCGAGCUAUCAUGACGUAUGUGUCCUGCUACUACCACGCGUUCCAAGGUGCCCAGCAGGCAGAGACAGCGGCUAACAGAAUCUGCAAGGUAUUGAAGGUGAAUCAAGAGAACGAACGUCUUAUGGAGGAAUACGAGCGCUUGGCUUCCGAUUUACUCGAAUGGAUACGACGAACACUACCAUGGCUCGCGAAUCGACAGACUGAUAAUUCCCUCGCCGGUUGUCAGAAGAAACUAGAGGAGUACAGGACAUAUCGGCGCAAACAUAAGCCGCCGCGUGUUGAACAGAAAGCCAAGCUGGAAACGAAUUUCAAUACCCUUCAGACGAAACUGAGGCUGAGCAACAGACCGGCGUAUAUGCCCACAGAAGGAAAAAUGGUGUCUGACAUAAAUAAAGCAUGGAGAAAUUUGGAGUUGGCCGAAAAGACGUUCGAGGAUUGGUUAUUGUCCGAAAUGAUGCGUCUGGAGCGAUUGGAACAUUUGGCGCAAAAAUUCAAGCACAAGGCAGAUGCUCACGAGGAUUGGACCGCCGGCAAAGAAGAGAUGCUUACGUCUCAACACUUCCGACAGUGUAAAUUAAACGAACUUAAGGCUCUGAAAAAGAAGCAUGAAGCUUUCGAAUCAGAUCUUGCUGCUCAUCAGGAUCGCGUAGAACAAAUCGCAGCUAUUGCUCAAGAACUUAACACCCUCGAGUACCACGAUAGCGCAUCUGUGAACGCUAGAUGCCAACGCAUUUGCGAUCAAUGGGAUCGCUUGGGUACGCUCACUCAACGUAGACGUCAAGCUCUUGAUGAAGCCGAGAAAAUAUUGGAGAAGAUAGACGUCUUACAUUUGGAAUUUGCCAAGCGCGCUGCUCCAUUCAACAAUUGGUUGGAUGGAACUAGGGAAGAUCUAGUGGACAUGUUUAUCGUCCAUACAAUGGAAGAGAUCCAAGGUCUGAUGGACGCACACGCUGCAUUCAAGGCUACGCUAGGCGAAGCAGAUAAAGAAUACAAUUCAAUUGUGGGAUUGGUACGCGAAGUCGAAUCCAUUGUCAAGCAAUAUCAGAUUCCUGGCGGCCUAGAAAAUCCUUAUACUACUCUCACUGCAAUGGACCUUACUAAAAAAUGGAGCGACGUUAGACAAUUAGUCCCUCAACGUGAUGGUACCCUAGCAGCUGAACUUCGCAAACAACAAAAUAAUGAACUGCUUAGACGACAAUUCGCUGAAAAAGCCAAUGUUGUUGGACCAUGGAUAGAACGUCAGUUAGAUGCCGUAACUGCGAUUGGUCUCGGUCUUCAGGGAACUCUCGAGGAUCAGUUACAUCGUCUGAAAGAGUACGAACAGGCUGUAUAUCAAUACAAGACUCAUCUUGAAGAAUUGGAGAAGAUUCAUCAAGCGGUUCAGGAAGGUAUGAUCUUCGAGAACCGCUACACUCAGUAUACCAUGGAAACGCUGCGCGUUGGUUGGGAACAGCUUCUAACAUCGAUCAAUCGCAACGUUAACGAAGUUGAAAAUCAAAUUCUUACCAGAGAUUCAAAGGGAAUCACUCAGGAACAAUUGAAUGAAUUCCGCAGCAGUUUCAAUCAUUUCGACAAAAACAGGACAGGUCGAUUGGCACCGGAUGAAUUUAAAUCUUGCCUCGUAUCUCUGGGGUACUCUAUUGGGAAGGACAGACAGGGCGACAUCGACUUCCAACGAAUUCUGGCCAUUGUCGAUCCUAAUAAUUCAGGCUAUGUGCACUUUGACGCUUUCCUCGAUUUCAUGACACGUGAGUCUACUGAUACUGAUACAGCGGAACAAGUCAUCGAUAGUUUCCGUAUUCUGGCUGGUGACAAGCCUUACAUCUUGCCAGAUGAAUUGCGGCGAGAAUUACCACCGGAUCAGGCGGAAUAUUGCAUUCAGCGAAUGCCUCCAUACAAAGGACCGAGCGCUGUGCCUGGAGCAUUAGACUAUCGCUCUUUCUCAACGGCUCUAUAUGGUGAAUCUGAUUUGUAAAUUUACAUAAUAAUCGAUAUUAUUCGAUGCGGAAUAAUAUAAAAAAAAAAGA
Messenger RNA from Atta colombica, 3209 nucleotides. It is a transcript of the gene Actn, whose product is annotated as alpha-actinin, sarcomeric. Gene Ontology annotation, molecular function: actin filament binding; calcium ion binding. The transcript has 13 exons. Bases 482 to 3157 code for a protein of 891 amino acids. Gene Ontology annotation, biological process: actin cytoskeleton organization; muscle cell development. Lineage: Eukaryota; Metazoa; Arthropoda; Insecta; Hymenoptera; Formicidae. The record is from RefSeq and is a predicted model, not a curated record. Gene Ontology annotation, cellular component: Z disc; cell projection; cell junction.